AUGCCGCCGAUCCUGCGGCUGGUGGUGAAGUGCAGUGCUGCUGGUUUAACCAACCUGACUGAUCCUCCAACAUUCAUCUUACUUACUCACGCGCAGCUUACUGAACAAGUGCAAGCGCUGCAGAGGGACAAGGAGAUACUCAAGACCAACCUGAACAAAGCAGAGGAGGAGGUUAAGUUGCUGUUUGAGGAGAACAGAGCCCUCAACGAAGCAAACAAGAGGCUGCUGUGCUUGCUGGAGAAGGAGCAGAAGCAUCGGUCCGAAAGAAAGCACUCCGCCAGUAAUUCCACCAAGGUAAAAAGCACCAACCAACCAACCAUAAAGCUCACACAAGUAGAACUAUUAGUUGAAACCAUGAAUUACCCUGUGCUGCUGAAGAUGAGUAGUUGUAGGAAGAUGAUGCCCUAA
Molecule: messenger RNA, 408 nt
Organism: Aegilops tauschii subsp. strangulata
Lineage: Eukaryota; Viridiplantae; Streptophyta; Magnoliopsida; Poales; Poaceae
Source: RefSeq, a predicted model, not a curated record